Molecule: messenger RNA, 2980 nt
Organism: Capsaspora owczarzaki ATCC 30864
Lineage: Eukaryota; Filasterea; Ministeriida; Capsasporidae
Exons: 8
Coding region: 22-2928 (968 amino acids)
Biological process (GO): rRNA processing
Cellular component (GO): nucleus
Source: RefSeq, a predicted model, not a curated record
GUUGAGCGCGCACACACCAAAAUGGACGCGAGUGACUUGCCACAGGAAGCCGCAUUGCAGUUGCUCCUUGCCAACUGGAUGACGGAUGAGAUUGCGCUCCACCACGUCCCGCACAUCCUCGCGUCGCUCAGCAGUCUGCAUCUGACGCACGAGGCGUACCAUCGGCUCUUCAAGCGCCUCACUGCGCUCGCACGCUCCGAAGUCCAAGUCGCACGAUGCUCGUCGUUGCUCAUCCUGGCUGCAAUCAUUCCAGACGGCAUGCUGACCCUGCUCGGUGGCGCGACAAGCAGCGCGUCCGAUGCUUCCGCUUCUGCCGCGGCGUCGUCCAGCAGCGGUCAUCCGUCCAGCGCGGGUGCUGCAGCGACUCCAGCCAACUCGAUGAUGCUCAAAAUGCUUGCAGAGACCACUGCCGCCGCACCUUCAGGAUCCGGUGCUGGCUCGCAGUCAUCGCACGACUGGUGCUUGAAACUUCUUCAGGCAAUCUCGCAUGUCAUGAAGAGCAAGUCUGCCGCAGCCUCCCUUGACGCUGCUCUGACGUGUCUCGCGCGUGUUCUCGAGUCGCAUCUGCCUGCUGAGCUGCGCCGGGACAUUCUUUCGACCCAUCUUGCACGCUUGGUACAACAAACAACGGCUCUCGCCUCGUCCGCCGGGCUGACGACGCAGGUCGCAGCUUUCGGUGCCUUGUCGGCAAUGAUUCGUUCGCUUUCGUCCGCAAUGCGUCCUCACGUGGACAAGGUCGAAGCAGUGUGCAGCGAAGCGCUCGACUCUGUGCACAUUGACGUGGUACGCGCUGCUGCUUCUUGCCUUGCUUUGUGCCCAACGUGCGGCGGAAGUUCAUCCACCUACACGCAAGCAAAUCCUUCCGAUGCUUGGCUUGUGCUUGCCAAUCGCGCGCUGCUCACUGCAACAAAGCUGCUCGAUGUCGUUCGGAUCGACGAGACGGCUUACCUUGCACCAGCCGUUGCCGGAACUCCCUCGUCCAGCGCGAGCUCGAGUGCAAAAGCUACCAAGACAAAUGGCGGCAGCAAAGGGAACAAGAGCGCCAAAAAUGGCCAAUCUGGCGCAUUACCAAUGGACGAAUCCACCACGGAACCGGUCGUUGCCAACAAUGUCGCUGCUGGCGUUUUGUUGCCACUCUUCCCAUAUCUUGAUCAGCAGCAGCAGCUCGCACAGCCGGCGGCUGGUACCAACACCUCCAUCUCGUCUCUGUCCCAGGCUGCAUUGGCGCGUGACGCCAAUGUCAAUUCUCCAACGCUGAGUGCCUUGAUUGCACGUCGAAUUCAGGCCACCUUUAUUGUUCUCGCAGCAAUGCUGCAACAACCCGUCUCCUUUGUUGUUAGCAUGCCGACUCAUCGCAUUCUCUCGCUCCGCCACGUUUUGUAUCUCUCCGAGCAGCAACUGCUCCAAGAGGCGUCUAAACGCCCGAACAAGUUGGCAUGGAUUGCCUGGUUGCCGUUCUUGCAGCACUGCACCCUCGAUCUGUUGAACGUGGCAAUUACACGGUGCGGCGCGGGCAUUCUUGGAGACGCAGACGACAUGCUGCAGACGCUGGUGCACGUCUUGGAACAACACCGAAGGCUGCAGCCAGUUCACCGCCAACGAAAGGCCGAGACUCUUGUUGCCGCUCUGACGACGCUCGAAACGCUCCUCUCCACCCUCGGUGGAAUGCUCGACGCGACCCAACUUGGCUCCGUUGGUGAGCUGCUGUGUGAAAUUUUGUGUGGAGGAGCGCUGUUCCAAGCAGUCUCGCCUGCUACCGUGCCCCAGUCGCACCUGUCGGGCAAGAAGCAAAAACAACAGCAACAGCAAAAGAAUAUCGAAGAGUCUCUCGGCGCUGCCUCGGGCGCUCUAGCCGUCUCGCGCCCACUCCAAUUUGCCAACACUGAUAUCUGCAAGCUGUCUCUCAAGGCUCUGACACGACUCCUUUACACCGCUGGCAGUCGGCUUCCCGACGCUGUUCGCGCUCGCAUUGACGCCACCGCGUCAAGGCUGGUGCUGGAGACCCAGUUGGGCGCCGAGGCUAUCUCUCUGUUGUCAAUGCAGCGUCCGGCUUGUUCUCCAAUGGUUGAGCCGACUUGCCGCCGAGCGCUGUAUCGAUUGCUCCUGGCAUGCGUUGUGGCUUCAGCGUCGCCGGUCCACUCACCCGUAUUGAUGCAAGUCCUUCGCUUGUUGACGACUGGAACGCGAGAUCCAGCACUCAAAGUGUCCACUUUCUGUCGCGAGGCGGUGGCCGUUUGCGACAACAUCAUCCGACCCAAAUUCCCGACUCUGCGGAAUGGCGUGGCCGUUGCGAACGCUAUUAUUGCUCCAUACACACCGUCCGUCGCAAGCACGAACGACAGCACUUUGACAUCCAUUCUCGCGCCUGUGCGCGUCGACAAGCCCCCAAUGUCCACUUUUGGAUUCGGAGUACCGACGACCCUUCCCGCUCCCCGCCCCGCCACUGUGCAGGCUCAGCCUGCACCAGCACCAGCACCUGAGCCCGUCGCUCCCGCAAGUUCAGUAUCCGCUCCAGCAGCGCCGGUAGAUGCAGCGCCAGUCAAAUCAACAGCGAGCACGCCAGCGCUUGUUCCCGCUGCUGUAUCGAAAUCCGAGUCGGUUACUGUCAGCGCCGAUGCGACCGCCACUCCCACGCGAACCAAGCGUGGUCGGGAGGAGGAUCGAGAGUCUGUAGCCGAAGCGACCGCGUCGGCACCUAGUAAGCGCAUCGCAGCCGAGUCUCUUGACGAGCCUAGCCGUCCCGAGGUGCUGUUCGCUGCAUGUCAGCCCUCCAUUCCACCGACGGUUGCUCCGGUCGUUCCGCCCGCUGCUCCCAUUGUUAACAAGCAUGCUUCUUCUACGAGCUCAGUCCCUGCCAAGUCCGCUGUCGAUGACGAUGAUGACGAUUCUGAGUUUAUGAUUGUCGACGAAGAUCCCGACAGUGAUUGAUGCGAUAUUGUGUGUGUUUGUCGUCAAUUCAAAAGCAAGUUUUUCAUUUCAA